GCGACAGUUGCGAGUGCUUUCUGGCAAAAGUAGGUUACAAAAAAGGUGCGGGGGUUCGACUUGGGAGGGAGUUUGGAGGACUGGAGCAGGCUUCUUGAGAAAGAUGUGACAAACGAAACCUUGUCAGCGUGUUACUUGAUAAACCUGACUGGCGCCCGCUCCCGUCCACGUGAUCUACUAAAAGCACGACACCGGGGAUAAUCCUAUAGGGAAAGAAUGAGAGAGGAGAGAGGUCAAAGUAGGAUGAGAGACCUCUCGAGGUUGGACGAUGGAAAGACUGGGAAAGGAGAGAUCCGUAUGCAGCCCGAAAACCUCUCCAUGGAUUGGGCAUCCUGAAACAGAAGCCUCGACUCUUCUCUGGAAACUCAAAGACUGCUUCACCAUCAAUGACACACUCGUCUCUCCUCAAAUGAAUAAAAAGGUCAAUGACAUGGACAGCAGAAAUGCAGUGCUGGAAUUGAAGGAUGUGCCUCCUCCCCCUCUGCACCUUGCUUCAUCCUCCCAACCAUCCCAGCGCUUCCCUUUACCCCCGCUCCCUUCGUCUUCUUCUUGUUUACUUCCUCCCCAGCUUACGCUAGAUCACCAUCGACAACAGCCUCCACCGCCGCCUCAGCAGCAGCAACAGGAGGGGCCUGACCCCAAAGUAAGCGUAUGCGCCCACUGUGAUUACUGCAUCACCGAGGGCUAUGGAUUAUCUGAUGGUGGAGGUGUUGCUGGUAGAAGCGUAGCUGGUGUCGUCCCACACUAUGCAACUCCUGAGUCAGUGGCAACGCCCAUCCACAGCAACAGUAACACUAGCAGGGUUGGGCCUUGCUCUGUAGCCUCAACGUUUCUUCCGUACAAACACGGGCAGAGCUGUUGCCCUAAAGAUGACGCUUAUGAUCCGCUGCUCAGUUAUGGCUACAAACCUCUGAGGCUCUCUUCAGUAACCACCUCCCAGCCCGUCGCAGCACAGCCCCACACCCCUUGCUGCCCGGGAUGUGUUAACCCAGCUGAAGCUCUCCCAAGCAACUCAAUCGCUUUCCCUCCUCAUCCUUGUUUGGCUUCUUCACUCCCACCCAUUUCUACUCUUUCGGCUUCCUUGCACAGUGCUUGCCUGGCUUCUUCUGGUUGUCAUAUCUGUGGUAUGGACUGCAGUCCUAUGGUCAGAAGAACCCAGACAAGUGCUGCACUCUGUGAUCACCCUCCUUCUACCGCUAUCAACACUGCAUCCACGUCUGCACAUCUCUGCUCUAAUCCCAUGCACCUAAAUGUUGAGCAAACAGUUUGUGUGAAGGGGGCGCACUACUGCCAGGAUUGCCUGUUGAAGCCUAUGAAUGGGUUUGUGUCCAAGUCAGAAAAGGUCUGGCCCACUAUUCCCGUUCCUCAAACAACUCCAGUCACGAUCCCCAUUUGCAAUGGCUGUGGCACCUCAUCUGAUAGUGUGGCGCUCAGUCAGGGCAAAACCGGCCCAAAGUUUGGUUCACCAGAAAGUGGCGGUACAGAGAACAUUGCACCAGUCGGAGUGUUUUGGGACAUAGAGAACUGCAGCGUGCCUAGUGGAAGAUCUGCCGGCGUGGUGGUACAGCGUAUACGCAGCCGUUUCUUCCAGGGCCACCGUGAGGCUGAGUUUAUUUGUGUGUGUGACAUCAGUAAAGAGAGUAAAGCAGUUAUUCAAGAGCUCAACAACUGCCAGGUUACUGUGGCACACAUCAAUGCCACAGCCAAGAAUGCUGCUGAUGACAAACUCCGCCAGAGCUUACGGCGCUUCGCUGAGACCCACACUGCACCCGCAACCGUUGUCCUCGUCUCAUCUGAUGUAAACUUUGCAAGUGAGCUGAGUGACCUGCGCCAUCGCCAUGGUUUCCAUGUGAUCCUGGUCCAUGGUAACCACACGUCCCAAGCCCUGCUGCAGCACGCCCACAGUCACGUGUCAUUUCAAGAGAUCACAGCUGACCUGCCUCCAUGCAUGCCUCUCAAAACGCAGCCCAGUUACAACCUGCUCUAUGUGCACAACCUUCCCGUCAACUGUGACAAGAACCUGUGGAACGCUGUGAAGCUGAGGCUCCGUCGCCUCUCGGACAACUGUGGUGGCAAAGUGCUGGGUGUGUCCCAGGGUAAAGCCGUCCUCCGUUUUGGCACCCCUGAGGCGGCAUCACGUGCCCGCAAGAGAAUGGAAAAUGAGGACGUGUUUGGCCAUCGAAUCAGCCUCUCUGUCUCUCCGCGGCCCCGGGAUGAUGCAGGUCGUGAGCUUCAGUCUCAGUCCCAUAACCUUCCCUUGCCUCAGACACUGCCCCUACCUCAUCAAAGCCAGGACACAAUGUUUCCCACUCCUGUAGCCCCAUCCUCCUCUUUUCUGCCCCUGGAGAAGCCACGGUCGCCCAGGAGGGCACGGCGAGCCACUCGCCCAUGCUACACACCCGGCUUCCUGCCUGAAAGGCCCUACAGCCCUAAGAGGGGGUGCUCUGGGCCUCCGGGUGGCACGCCUGCAAAGCCCCAUCAGGAGUUGGAUAGUGCAGACAGCAAACCUAAGCCGGGUUUCCAUCAUCUAGAUAAAGGGCGGCCAGCCGCCUCCUCUCCCCAUAGUAAUGGUGAGAUAGGAUCACUGGAGCAGCUUUCCAAACCUGGCUUCACCGGUGAAUCCUUACACAUGAAAAGUGGGACCAAGUCUCCGGUUGAAGGGGAAAGACGCCCAAUAGAGUUUCAGAUCAGCACACCCUCUGCUUUCAGCAAGCUGAGCCUGCACAGAAGCUUCAGCCCACUUGUCUUGUCCCAGGGUUCUUGGUCUUCCAGGACUGCAUCGCCUUGCCUUUCUAGCCGCUCGUCCCCCACGCUUGCUACUCCUCGAAGCCCUUGUCCAGACGGUCCACCUGAGCCCUUUUCAGAUGGAGCUGAAAUCCAGGUGGCUAACCUCGACUACAGAAUGUCCCGCAAGGAACUACAGCAGACUCUACGUGAGACCUUCCAUCGAUAUGGGCGGGUUAAAGGAGUGGAGCUUAGUCCCCAUACAGACUAUCAGCUAAAGGCUACGAUCCUGAUGCAGUCCUUACAGCAGGCUAUAAGCGCCGUCAGUGGACUUCACCGUUACAAAAUUGGAGGCAAGCGCAUCCAGGUGUCUCUGAUCACAGGUGGCCACAACAAAUCCAUGGCCAUGCUCAGCUCCGAGUUCAGCAGCAUUCUUCAGGAGGCACCUGCCAAUUGCCUUCCUCUCUUUAAGUUCACUGAGAUCUAUGAGAAGAGAUACCGCCGUAAGCUUUUGAUGAGCGAUCUGUACAGGCUGCCGGAUGUAGUGGCUGUUCGGGAGCAGGGGAGCACGAGGCUCGUGUGCCUUCUUCCCAGCAGUCAACUCCGUCAGAGUCCACUGGGAUCUUCUCAGUCACAGGAGAGCUCCUCCACGUCAAGCCCUGUUGUGUUUGAGGAGCUGGAGUAUCAUGAGCCAAUCUGCAGACAACACUCCAAACAGCAAAACUUCAGUGAGGCUGACUUUGACCCAGACUCGUACACAAUUCCAUUUGUGGUCAUGUCUCUAAGCACGUUGGCCCCUGAGGUUCACGCACUGCUUCAGUCACACGAAGGAACGCUUCCCCUCCUCAGCUUUACAGACUGCUAUGAAGCAAAGUUCAGUCGGCUGGAGUUGGGCAGUGAGACUCUGGAAUGUGGUGUUCCUUUAGAGCACCUCAUUGCAUGUGUCCCAAGUAUAGCCAUAGUCACAGCUCAAAAUGGUUACAAAGUCAUCAAGUGGAUUCACAACAAACCACCAGCACCAAACUCUGAGCCGUGGCUACUUCGAUGCAAGAGUCCAGUUGGCAACCCUCAGCUCAUUCAGUUCAGCAGAGAGGUUAUUGACCUCCUCAAGAGUCAACCGUCUUGCAUCAUGCCCAUCAGCAAAUUUAUACCCUCUUACCAUCAUCAUUUUGCAAAGCAGUGCCGCGUCUCUGAUUAUGGCUACUCAAAAUUGUUUGAGUUGCUAGAAGCAGUUCCGCAUGUCCUGCAGAUCUUGGGCAUGGGUACAAAACGACUGCUGACCCUCACCCAUCGAGCCCAAGUGAAGCGUUUCACUCAAGACUUACUAAAACUUCUCAAAUUUCAAGCCAGCAAGCAAGUUGCUGUCAAGGACUUCAUGCAAGCAUAUCAUUGGUGCUUUUCCAGAGACUGGAAUGUAGCAGACUAUGGCACAUGUAACCUCAUCGACCUGCUGUCUGAGAUUCCCGAUACCACCAUUACCACCACACACAACGACACUGACACAAUCAUCUCUGUUCCGAAGAGAGAGCGUACUAGGGAUGAAAUGGAGCGCACUAAGCAGUUUGGGAAGGAGGUCGUCGAUCUCCUCCGUCACCAACCUCACUGUCGAAUGCCCUUCAGCAAAUUCAUCCCCACCUACCACCACCACUUUGGACGUCAGUGUAAGCUCAGCUACUACGGCUUCACCAAACUCAUGGAGCUCUUUGAGGCCAUCCCUGAAGUACUAAUGGUAUUGGAGUGUGGCGAGGAGAAGGUGCUUACCCUAACAGAGGUGGAGCGUGUCAAAGCUCUGGCAGCUCAACUGGUCAAGCUGCUUCGAGCUCAGAAAAACGCCAGCAUUCCUGUAAACCAGCUGCUCACAGAAUACAGCAAGACCUUUGGUUAUGGUCUACGACUGCAGGACUAUGACACCAGCUCCCUGCCUUCAUUACUGAGCAAACUCUGCCAUGUUGUUAAGGUGGUCGAUGGCGCAGAAGGACGGGAAGUUCAGCUCAUCAACAGAAAAUCUCUGCGUUUACUGACAUCGCAACUUCUGGCACUGCUUAUGUCUCAAGAGAACGCCAUCGACAAGGGUCUCGGGGUAGAUGAGCUGAGCCUGCAAUACCAGAUGGUCCACAAAGUCCCACUCAACCCUUGUGAAUAUGGGUUCCUCUCCCUCAGUGAGCUACUCAAGAGUCUGCCCUACCUUGUGGAACUUUACUGGGAAGAACCUGACUGCAGCAUUCAAGAUGGAAGCUCCACAAGCAGCGCUGGUGAAGAGUGGGUGAGGCUGACGAGGCUUUACCAGUUUGCCCGUAACGUACGUGCGCUGCUCCACACCUACCAUUACAACCAGAUCUUCUUCUCCGAGUUCCAAGGAGCUUAUAAAAAGUUUACUGGUUGUGGCCUGGAGUCUCGCUCCUAUGGGUACACCAGCACCGACGAGCUUCUCAGUGCUAUUCCACAGGUCGUCUGGAUUAAAGGUCACGGGCACAAGAGGAUUAUCGUUUUGAAGAACGAUAUGAAAGAGAGGGUGAGUGCUUCAGUCCCCAGCAGCCCUCAGUCAGGAGGUAACAUGGAGAGCCCCAGAGACAGCCCAACAAGCACCACCCAUUCGGAAGCACUCAGCCCAAGCCCCACCACGGCACUAGAGUCUGAGCUGCUGUGUCUGACGUCCCCAGUCGACCUUCUGUGCGGCCCGGUGCCAUCUUGCCUGCCGUCACCGCAGCUCCACCCUGACCCUGUCCUAAUGCAGCAGUGCGAUCUGAUCCGUUUUGAGGAGAAAUCCCCGCCGUCGGCCCAGACGUCAGGUCAGCUUGAAUGUGAAAAGUUGCCAUUAGAGAGCGGUGAAUUAAGGACGGGAGCUGCUGGCAAAGACGACGAGCCAGCUCCGCCCAUGGACACCGGGUCCCCUUUGUCUGUGGAAAGUCCAAGCAGAAGAGGCCCUCGCAGUCGAAUCAAACUCGCUGCCAACUUUUCAUUCAAAUGAGGUUUCUGAACCAACAGGCGCACGAGCAGCGAGCCAAACUAGUUGAGCCGCCGUUGUAAAUAGAUGGAGUGGAGUAGCUAUACUGAUCACUCACUCUUGAAAGGCCAUUUGGCUUUGCCAGUUCCUGUCUUUGCAUUCUAAUCUGCGUUGCUCUAUCACAGUCUUUAGAAUCUGCUCUUUCACAAUCAAGCUUUCUUUCGGUGGUACUCGUAAAGCUUUGAUCUUUUUACCUUUUGCAGACUUUCUGCAAUUUGCAACCCACUUAUGGUUACUAGACUAUCGUUCCAUCCUGAAGGAAGUUGCAUUUUCUCCCCAGCAAAGUGCACACGUGAAUCCCGAUGAGUUAGAUGCCACUGCAUUUGGAGAGAUGCUCAAGAUGAAUAGCAGAUUUGUGUUUCAGGAUGUUAAAACAAACUCAUUCUUAGCUCAUAAGCUUGAUCAAUGAAUUUUUUUGAUGGGUUGUUCAACUAUAUAUAUAUAUUAAAAAGAAAAAUUAUUUAAAUCAUAAUUAGCUGAAGACAGAAUUUCAGUAGCUAUUCUUUUUAGAACUUUGUAAGUGGUUCCAGAGAUGCUAAUGUCUUAUUUUUUUUGUUCUUCUUGCUUCAAAGACUUCCAGAUCCACAUUUGUGGGUUUCAUGGCAGGUCGCCUCUUUAAGAUCAUCAAGUUUGAUGGCCAUUGUUCCUGUUUGGGUUGGUGCGACUUUAUUCAAUGGUUUUGCGCCCGAAAACCGAAGGUCGGGGUGUGCGUGUUUGACAAGCUUUAAGCCAAGUAGUCUGUGUCGUGUUUUUUUUAGCGGUUUGUGUGUGGCACUCCACUGUUGACAUAUGCACAGUGUGCAUACAUGACUUGACGCAUGGUGUAUAAUAAGCCUAGCAGCAGCAGACAGGAGCGGAGCAUAGAACAAAAGCAAGCAUUUUGUCUGAUAAGUUAACGACCCCCACCUUGUUUUUGGCUUCCUGGAGGCAGGGCUACCAUCUGACCGCUACUCAGCCUUGUUGCCAGUAGUGUCUGUGGUGGUCUCCAGUCUGAGUUCAAGUGAAGCACGUUUUGAUUUUUAAUGACAAGGUGCAUGGGUGUGAGUUUCUGGGGCAUGGGCAUUUGUGGGAGGCGGUGGUCUUGUUAGUGGACUGGCAUGGGGGCUGUGUAAAGCCUCCAUGUGCAUGUGUGUGUCAUCCACAUAGAGAACCCUCUGCGGCUCUCUGGAUUUUGCCUGGCUUUUACAAUGGAUUGUAUUCGCCAUGGUGACAAAAGAAUUCCCAUAGUACCUCCCCAGGCACCAUGUUUUUCUAUCCGGAUGUUGCUUUCCUCCCUUUUUGCCAUCAUGUGUUUUCUGUUCUCCUGGCUGCCUGUCUUGCUCCUGGUCGCUGUGAGUUUGCCAUGGGUCACAGAUGUGGCAAUUUGGUGCCGAGAAAUGGGUAAGAGCCCAUUACGUCAGUGGCCAAACAUUACGCGUUGACUUGUUCAGCUGGUGUCAUGACGUGACUAGAUUUUGAGUUUCCUCCAACUCUUGAUCACGCAUCUGAAUUAUUUUAACCACUGUUGAUGCUGCCUUAGGUUUCUCUGGCCUUGGCAGUCCCAAUUUAACAUCGAGCUUUCUCUAUGCAGUGACAUCUAGCUCACAAUGGACACAGUUAGCACAUUUAGCUUGACCUUUUGUGCAGGAGACCCCUUGAAAUAUGCGUAUCGGCAUAGUUUUGGUUCAGGAAAUAAAUAAAUUAAUAAAUGGGCAAUUAUUUGAGGUUUGAAGAAAUGAAUCCAUUCUUAUCCUGCUCGCACUAACAAUUUGUAUUGCUUAUUAAGCUUUUCAUUUGUACACCAAUUGUUCUGUGGAAAAAAAGAUGUAGUUUUAAUUCAAAGCUGCUAUUUAAAACUUGUAAUUUUUUACUCCCCCACCCCCCUCAUCUAUUACAGUUCUAAAGCCUCACCACAAAUUGUUGCUGUCAAACAUCAUUUAAGGGACCAAUACAGUUCUGUUAAUAAAGUUCACUAAGCAUUA
This is a messenger RNA of Syngnathus typhle (broad-nosed pipefish), 7689 nucleotides long. RefSeq names its product meiosis regulator and mRNA stability factor 1. Gene Ontology annotation, molecular function: CCR4-NOT complex binding; RNA nuclease activity; mRNA base-pairing post-transcriptional repressor activity. Gene Ontology annotation, cellular component: cytoplasm; peroxisome. The coding region runs from base 269 to 5692 and encodes 1807 amino acids. The record is from RefSeq and is a predicted model, not a curated record. The transcript has 28 exons. NCBI's taxonomy places the organism in Eukaryota, Metazoa, Chordata, Actinopteri, Syngnathiformes, Syngnathidae. Gene Ontology annotation, biological process: post-transcriptional gene silencing.